Messenger RNA from Lates calcarifer (barramundi perch), 3161 nucleotides. It is a transcript of the gene hmgcll1, whose product is annotated as 3-hydroxymethyl-3-methylglutaryl-CoA lyase-like 1. Lineage: Eukaryota; Metazoa; Chordata; Actinopteri; Centropomidae. Bases 438 to 1445 code for a protein of 335 amino acids. The transcript is spliced from 10 exons. Gene Ontology annotation, molecular function: hydroxymethylglutaryl-CoA lyase activity. Gene Ontology annotation, biological process: ketone body biosynthetic process; L-leucine catabolic process. The record is from RefSeq and is a predicted model, not a curated record.
ACUGAUAGACAUCAACCUUGAAGUCUGCCACAAAAAAGGUUUUUUUUUUCAGGGCUGAUCAUAUGAGUCGCCCCCCUCCCCUGAGAGAGAGGUAGAGGUCUCUCAUCACAGAGCAGUUUAGCGCGGUGAGAUGGUUGAAUGCUAGGACUUCAUUAAGCCCCUCUAUUGUUAACAUCUGGGUUCAGAAGAAUGGCUCUUUCUCUGGUAAAUGUUGCCCUGGCUUAACAAGGGAUUUUAUUACACCAUGCAGUUGACAUUGGCAGCAGUGGCACGUCUGGCAAUGGAAACCCUUCAACUGUUUAGGUCACAGGAGAUCAAUCAAAGCAGCAUGUUUCCUUGAAGCCCUCAGUUCUCACUAGCACAGGGAGUUGCAGCAAUCUGUGCAGGUUAGUCCCGGAGGAUACAGAGGUGCAGCGGGCUGAACACCAGCCAUUCGGAUGGGUAACGUACCCACUACAGUGAAGCACUGCUUGAGCUAUGAGCAACUCAUCCAGGACUACCCAUGGCUGAGACACUGGCUGCAGGAGAAGACCAUUACAGGACAUGAGUACCCAGAGUUUGUUAAAAUCGUUGAGGUUGGGCCGAGAGAUGGACUUCAAAAUGAAAAGGAAAUUGUUCCGACAGGGGUGAAAAUCCAGCUGAUAGACAUGCUCUCACGAACAGGCCUGUCUGUGAUCGAGGCCACCAGCUUUGUCUCAUCAAAGUGGGUACCGCAGAUGGCAGACCACACUGAUGUACUCAGAGGAAUCCAGAGAGCUUCUCAUGUUCAGUACCCUGUUUUGACACCUAACAUGCAAGGCUUCCAGGAUGCUGUUGCAGCUGGUGCUACUGAAGUGGCAGUGUUUGGGUCAGCGUCUGAAACCUUCAGUAAAAGAAAUAUUAACUGCUCUAUUGAUGAAAGCAUGCUGAGGUUUAAGGAAGUCAUUAACACUGCCAAAGAGCAACAAAUUCCAGUGCGCGGAUAUGUUUCCUGUGCCCUUGGAUGCCCCCAUGAGGGACACAUUGAACCCUCUAAAGUUGCUGAGGUAGCAAAGAGGUUAUAUGACAUGGGCUGUUAUGAGAUUUCCUUGGGGGAUACCAUCGGUGUUGGUACUCCAGGUUCCAUGUUGAAGAUGCUGCAGAGUGUGAUGAAGGAGGUGCCCACCAAAGCUCUCGCAGUUCACUGCCAUGACACUUAUGGUCAGGCACUGCCCAACAUCCUAACUGCACUUCAGAUGGGGGUCUGUGUAGUGGAUUCCGCAGUAGCUGGCCUGGGAGGCUGCCCGUAUGCUCAGGGUUCAUCGGGCAAUGUUUCAACAGAGGAUGUUCUCUACAUGCUCCAUGGCAUGGGCAUUGAAACAGGUGUAAACCUCGCCAAAGUUAUAGACGCUGGUGACUUUAUCUGCAACGCUUUAUGUCGCAAGACAAACUCCAGGGUUGCCCAGGCCAGAGGCAGGACCCCGUGAUGUGUUUCUGUGAAGGAAUAUGUAUAUAUAAAUAUUUGAAUCUCUUCCCUUUAAAGUGCUUCCCCUGUUGUUGCUGCCUUUCAAUUUGUUGCCUAUGCUGCUGUAUUUGAAGUACAUUGCUCCUUUUAAACUGUCCGAGGUAACUACUGCUUUCAGUUUAAGUUUUUCCAUUUUUCAUUUCAUUUUGCUGUUAGUUCACUGAUUCAGUUCAUUCACUUCAUUUGAAGGACCAUUAUGAUCCACAGUCAUUCCUCUGUGAAAGAGGUCUAGGCUGAUAAUAUGUUGAGUUAUGAAUACAUGGCUGAAUUAUCUUCUUUUAAUUUAAAUCUCUUUCUGACAUAUAAACCCACUGAAGGUUAGUCACUUUUAUUACUUUGCAUAAGUCAGUGGCCUUAUAGAAAAACAGAACAGAAUAAGACUUUAGUUUUUAGCUCUCAAUGUGUUAUCAACACAGUUAUUUCAUUUGAACAAAUAGAGGAGACUGCAAAAAGAGAAAGCUCCUUCAUGCUUUUUGAAUAUGAGUAUCUCCUUAUACAGUACCUUCUCAGAAGACCUUUUCAGCUUCUCCUCCCUUGGACAGAUUCUGUAUGAAUAGCAAUCAAAAAGAAGACUCCACUCACAAACUAACCAUUUAAAAGCAUUUUUUCUCUCAGGUUUGCCAAAGAUCAUUUAGAGCAACAUUAUGUAACUAUUUUACCUUUGAAUAACAGCUUCUGAAUAAUUUUGAUGGUCCACCGACUUGUAAUAGGGAGAAUGGUGCCUCUGCCAUUUCCACUCCUCGCCCCAUACGGCUAUUCUUGCACUAUAGAACUUUGGUAUGAUCGCCCGUGAGAAGUGCCUAACUGAGUGGUAGUCAGCAGCUUAAACUGUCGGAAUAAGGCCAAGCAAGUUCAAGAGUAAUGCCAAACUAUAGAUCAGUUAUAAGUAAUUGAAAACCAGCGUUCACCUUCAAUGUCCAGCCAGGAAACUUUGAAAAUAUCAUGAAUCCUAAACUGAGUUUGGCAGCAGGACUUCUGAACCCAGUAGCCAGGGAUCUGUUUUAGUUCAGUGAGCAGGAUUACAUAGUCAGAGCUCUGGUCAAGAGAUUGAUAGGGUUUGUUUUCAGUACAUGAAAACUGCCUAACCACUUUGACUCGGAGCCCACUGCAAAGGCCGCUGCUGCUCAGCAAAGUUACAUUUUGUUGCUUUUUUUUACCAUGACAUAAGCUACUGUCUGUGCAAGUCAAAUGUGGUUGCAUAUCGAUCAUGUCUCUGCUGUGUGUUUACAUCCUACUGUGCUAUCUGUAAAACAUUAUACAAUAGAAACAGUAAUUUUAAUGACCUUUUAUCUAAAACAAGAUGACAAACAAAAAAUACCAUAUAUAUUAUGCAUAAGAAAAAUGAAAAUCAGUUAUCACGUUAUUAUCUUUUUAUGUACACAUGCUGGUUUCAUCUCAAUAAAGAACAAAGGACCAACAAAAAGAUCUGUUGUGGAUGUCUCUGUCCUGGCUCUUGGGACUCUGGACACCUCUGGUUUUCUAUCCAGUCAUUAUUUGUGUUUCCUUAUAUCCCAGUAGUAAAUCAGUAUAAUUACAAUGCCGUGAGUGAAAACUGGCUGGACUCUGGUAGUGAACCUGGGAAAAAAAGAAAGAAAGAAAAAAAAUAUAGAAUCAAUGCAGUAGAUAGCUGGCACAUUUGCAUAAGUGUAUUAAAAUUUUAUAAUUGCCAACUCACAGU